This is a messenger RNA of Puntigrus tetrazona (Sumatra barb), 2547 nucleotides long. It is a transcript of the gene terb1, whose product is annotated as telomere repeat binding bouquet formation protein 1. The record is from RefSeq and is a predicted model, not a curated record. Bases 64 to 2496 code for a protein of 810 amino acids. Lineage: Eukaryota; Metazoa; Chordata; Actinopteri; Cypriniformes; Cyprinidae. The transcript is spliced from 20 exons. Gene Ontology annotation, biological process: homologous chromosome pairing at meiosis; meiotic attachment of telomere to nuclear envelope.
CAGAAUAUACUGACUUUGGAUAUAGUGUUGGCGAAAAGGACGGUUUAAUGAGUACCAAAAAAAAUGGAAGCUACCAAGACAGAUUUGCGUCUGUUACUGGAAUGUCUGAAAUACCAGAUGAAAUGGCCUGGAUCACAGAAACAAGCUCUUCUGACUAUCAUCUCAAUCUGCAAACAGAACGGUCAGUAUGUUGAGUUUUUCAGAGAGAUUGGAGGAAUUUCCUUCAUCCAUAGCCUUUCAAAGUCCAGCACUGUCUCUCAGGUUAAAGAGACCGCUCUAUUUACACUCGCUUCCUUGGCUGAAUUACACGAGAGCUGUAAACAGUUACUUUGCAGAGAGGAGACGUUUUGUGACUUAGCGCAGCAUCUGGAGCAGAAAAUGCCUCUGACAGAAAAAAGAGUAGCGGUGUACAUGCUGUCUGUAUUGGUUGCCAACAACAGAUCUGGACAGACUCUUGCUAAGACCUCCAGGUGUAUCGAAACCUUGCUCAAUUUGUUCAGGCAUAGUUUUCCAGAUACUAAUGCAUCUUAUGAGCAGCUGCAGUUGUGGACUACUGUGUCUAGUGCUCUCUGUGGGUCUGUCAACAACCCUCAAAAUGAGGAGAAUCAGAAUGCAUGCAUGUACGUGUUUCCCCUGCUGAAGACCUGGCUGCAGGAAGUGGCAUUGCCCAGGGCAGAGCUGGCGCAACCUAUAUGCUCUUUUAUUGGCAUGACUGUUGCAAACAAUCCUUGUGCUCAGGACUAUUUUGCGUCGGUGGGAGGCCUGGAUUCACUCUCAGACACUCUUAACAGAGUGUUGUCUCAGUUGCCACACAGUGCUCCUGCUUGUAAGGUGGCUACUGUAAUCACUAAAACACUCUGUGCCUGCAUCUCUAACAAUGAGCAGUUGGUAUCUUCUUUAUCAAAGUUGAGGGUCAUUCCAGGGCUGUUGUGUCUGUUGUCCAGUCCAAAACUUGACCCACAAGACCAGCUCGCUGUGGUAUUAACGAUUGGACACCUCACGGAUUCCUGUGUCGAGCAUCAGUCUCAGUUGUUGUCAGCUGGAGGUUUGGUUAUUAUGAUUUCGCUGCUCACAGAGGCUGCUGAUGAAGAGGUUAGAAAGGCAGCCAUGUUCGUACUGCACACCUGCAAGAGAAUCGUUGAAUCACUAGGCACUGGCAUGACAGCUAUGGAUCUACAGGAGGAGAGUGACAUGGAGAGUCACAGGCAGUCUGCUGGAGAAAUCCUCCAGAGAAUUCAGCUCUUGGAGAAAAAGAUUGGUGUGAAACUGUGGGAAAAAGACACCGAAAUCCAGCAGAGCAGCAAUCAGAGGUCGGCCUCAUCUGUGGAAUGUAAUGAGACAUGGUGGGAGGGUUCUGUGAUGCGAAAGGUCAAAGGUUACCAGCGAGUAUGUGGGGAGCUACACACAACCCCUACUGAAACUCUAGAACGACCAAUCACAAGUCAAAUAUAUAAAAAAGAUUCGCAGUGUAUCAGCACCGAGUUUUUAAGUCCUGUGCAAGUCAUUCACUUCAAAGACCCUAGCUGUGAAAAGGGAAAUGAGAGAGAGCAUGAACUAAUACAAGAGAAUGAGAGGAGUGACAACCAGGAGGGAGGUGUGAAAAAGAGAGACAUAGAGAGAAAAAUGCAGUCUGAUAGAGUGACAAAGAGAUUAAAGACCAUGAAUCUAAACUCGGAUGAUGAUGUUGGCAAUGAACUUCUGCAGCACUGGAGCACACCAAUAGAGGGCGGCAACGAUACACAGCGCCCAGAUAUUUUCAGACAUCCUGAUCCCAUGAAGAGAAACCAGUGCACACACACUCGCUCUGAUGAUGAGAUGUCUCUGUGCUCUGAGCUGUUAGACAGAGAAAUUAAUAGGUCUCUGAAACCGCCCUCUGUCUCUAAACCCAGAGAUCUACACUGUUCAGGUUGUGUGAAACAUAUGAAUGAGAUGGACAGUCGUUCAUUUGGCGCUGUGUUGCGUAGCUGCAGGUUUCAGUGUGACUUUCACCUGGUGCUACGAGAGGCUGAGGAUCGAUUUAGAAGAGGCCAGCAGUUAAAGAGGACUAGCCACACUCUAACACGCACUCAUAUCCACACACACGACAAAAACAGAAAGAGCACUAGUGAGGAUACAGAGAGGAGCAAGAGGGGAAAACACAGGCUGAGUCACCAACCAUCAGACAGAUGUGCUAGUCUCACAUCGGCGAGAAGGCAGAGAGAAAUAUACAGUGUUAGGCUCACACCCCUGAGAAGACCGAGAGAAAUAUACAGUCAAGGCAUAAAAAAGAACAUGGAUCACAGCUGUCUCAAGAAAACUUCAAAAGAGUGUCUCCCAAAAAAUCAUUCAGGCAGACACAGAGAGAGGCAGGUCUUUUCUGAUGAUGAGUUGCAGUACCUCAACAUGGGUGUGAAGAGGUUUGGUCACUCGUGGAACUCCAUCCUCUGGAUGUAUCCCUUCCGGCCCGGACGCACCAAUGUAGACCUGGCCAAGAAGUACCAACACAUACAGGCAUGACAUGACCAACAGUUCUGAAUACUGUAACUUCUAACAAAGGCUGGUAAAAUC